AUGUCUGCAUCAAUUCCUAACACUUCAUCAUCUAUUCCAUCAGAAUCCAUCCCAUCAUCCAAUUCAGCAUCCACAGCUUCUUCUCACCCUGUUAUCUCUGGUAACUCUGGUGAAACUUGUCCUUAUCAUUCCGCAGGUUCUUCCUGUGAUUUGUUAACUUGGAAGAACCCAAUUAAGACCGGUAAGAUCUUUGGUGCUAUCAUCUUUGGAUUGAUCAUUUUCAAGACUGUCAAUUUGUUCAAUAUCUUCUUCCACUUGGCAUACAUUGGCUUAUUGGUCUCUGCUGCUGCUGAAUAUUCCGGUAAAUUGAUUACUGGUAAGGGAUUCCUUUCAAACUUUAAAUACCCAAACAAAUUCAGUGCUAAGAAGUUCAACGAUCAAGUCUUGCCAGAAUUGGCUCGUAUCAAUGUUCAUUUUGAAGAAAGCUUGAACAGAAUUGUUUAUGCCCACGACAUUGAAACUACCUUGAAGGCUGCUGGUUUAUCUUAUGUUCUUUACAAAUUGACUUCUUGGUUUUCUUUGUAUGUUUUGAUUUUUGUUUCUGUCAUCUUGGUGUUCACUGUUCCUUUCAUUUACACUACUUACAAGAAGGAAAUUGAUGCUGCUGUUAGCGAUGCCACCAAGAUUGUCAAAUCCAAGACUACUGAAUACACUGAAAAGGCUCACAAAGCUGCUGGUCCUCACAUUGAAAACUUGAUCCAAAAGACCGGUCCAGUUGGUGCAUUUGUCAAAUCAAAGAUCCCAGUCAGAACUGCUGGUUCCACUGUUGGUGAAUCAAGAGCCACCUCAUACGGUACUGAUGCUGACAACAAAAUCAACACUUCUACUGCCACCCAAGCCUCUGAACCAAUUACCACUGCACACACCACCGGUGCUUCUCAAUUCCCAGAUGUCCCAACUUCCAACUUGCACUCUUCUUCUGUUCAAGAAGUAGCUGAUAAAGUUGCCGCUGAUGUUGACGAAUUUGCUGAUUCCACUGAAGAAUCAUUCAAACCAACAUUGAACUAA
Messenger RNA from Candida tropicalis MYA-3404, 1008 nucleotides. RefSeq lists its product as uncharacterized. The transcript has a single exon. NCBI's taxonomy places the organism in Eukaryota, Fungi, Ascomycota, Pichiomycetes, Serinales, Debaryomycetaceae. The record is from RefSeq and is a predicted model, not a curated record. Bases 1 to 1008 code for a protein of 335 amino acids.